Molecule: messenger RNA, 930 nt
Organism: Larimichthys crocea (large yellow croaker)
Lineage: Eukaryota; Metazoa; Chordata; Actinopteri; Sciaenidae
Product: olfactory receptor 1496
Exons: 1
Coding region: 1-930 (309 amino acids)
Biological process (GO): G protein-coupled receptor signaling pathway; detection of chemical stimulus involved in sensory perception of smell
Cellular component (GO): membrane
Molecular function (GO): odorant binding; olfactory receptor activity; G protein-coupled receptor activity
Source: RefSeq, a predicted model, not a curated record
AUGGAGAACUCCACUGAGAUUGUGUCUUUUGUGCUGGCAGCCUAUGGUAAUGUUGGAGAGUUCAAAUAUCUGUAUUUCAUCAUAAUGCUGGUAUGGUACCUUUCCAUAUGUGCGGCCAACAUAGUUCUUAUUGUGGUCAUAUAUGUGGACAAAAGGUUGCAUGAACCAAUGUAUAUAUUACUAUGUAAUUUAUUUGUGAAUGAAAUCGGUGGCAGCACAUCUCUGUAUCCUCUCAUGCUCUCACAGAUGUUUUCAGAUACCCAUGAAGUGACACUGCCAUGGUGUUUUCUGCAGAUGUGUUAUAUCUAUACAUGUGCUUCUGUUGAGUUUUGCAGUUUAGCAGCCAUGGCCUACGACAGAUAUGUAGCUAUCUGUGAUCCUUUACACUACAGUGUCAUUAUGAACACAGGGAGAGUAUGUAUCAUCAUUCUGAUUGUAUGGAUGUAUUCAUUUGUUAAUUGUAUAUUCUCUUUUUCAUUAGUCAUCCGUUUAAGAUUUUGUGGAAAUGUCAUUGACAAAGUGUUUUGUCACCACCACUUAGUCAUUAAACUUGCAUGUUCAGCUUCAGUGCUUAACCAAAUGUCUGACCUGCUUUUUGCCUUUAUGACUAUUGUUAUCCCAUUCACUUUCAUUUCAGUCUCUUACAUGAAGAUUUUGGCUGUUUGUCUGAAAACAUGUAAAGAAAACAAGCAAAAAGCUGUCUCCACCUGCACACCACAGAUUGUCUCACUAUCAAACUUGUUUGUUGGAGCUAUAUUCCACAUUAUUAUUGAUUCCAGGCUUGAUGUGCCCAAUGUACCGGAUAAAGUGCGCAUUAUUUUAUCUAUGUAUCUCCUCCUUUGCCAACCAAUGAUCACCCCCUUUAUGUAUGGAUUCAAUCUUCCAAAGAUAAAGGAAUCAUGUAAAAGAUAUCUGUUUAAUCGAAAAUAA